AUGGCUGCACAACAACAAGAACUAGAUGAGAAGAACCCAUUCUAUGAGUUAGUAGUCAUUUGUAGUACUUCUGGUCAAUUUGACCAAACCGUCAAUUCGUUCAAAGAUAUUAUAAAGAAGUCUAAGUUAGUAUGUAUAAAGGAUACUGAGUUGUUAGAUUGGAUAAAGAAGUACCAAAGAAGAGUUUUGAAGUAUAAUGCUAUAAAUGAGUAUAUAAAUUCUAAGUUCAAAGACCCUAAUGAGGAAAUGCAGAGAAUAUUAGAGAAGAAACACUUCAGAAACAAACAGAAAGAGAUAGAAUACAUUUCGAAGAAAUUGCAAUCUUACGAUUGGAAGACAUACCCUCAUAGGUGUCUUCUUAUCUUAGAUGAUUUCGCCUCUCAUCCUUUGCUUAAGAACAGAGAACAAGAUAUGUGUCGAAUUCUUAAGAAGCUCAGACACUUUAACAUCUCAGUUGUCAUUUGUGUACAGACAGCAAAGAGUUUAAGUAAGGAUGUUAAAAGAAUACUUACUGACAUUAUACUUUUCCCUGGAUUGUCCGAAGACGAUUUCAUGGAACUUAUGAAAGAGUCCAUGGCAGGUAAGUUUGACAGACAUGAACUAUGGGAGAAGUACAAAGUCAUACAAGACCCUCAUACUUCUUUCAGAAUUCAUAUCUACGCAAACAAAGUUCAAAUUGUAAAAAGUCAAGCUUGA
Messenger RNA from Trichomonas vaginalis G3, 696 nucleotides. Its product is annotated as protein of unknown function, DUF4106 family. The transcript has a single exon. The coding region runs from base 1 to 696 and encodes 231 amino acids. The record is from RefSeq and is a predicted model, not a curated record. NCBI's taxonomy places the organism in Eukaryota, Parabasalia, Trichomonadida, Trichomonadidae.